AUGUCUGUAAUUGGUUCUGCUGAGCCUGAUGUGGUAAAAGUUAAAGUUUAUAAACCGUGUGAUAAUGUGAUAAAUAAAGGUUACGAACCAGGUGCAUCGAAAAAAUUUUGUAUUGACCCACGUCUUGGAUUUUAUCGAACGAUUCAAUGUUUGAUUGCGCAAGCGUUUGAUCUUAAAACUGACUUCACUAUAUAUGCAGUUCGUAGGUGUUCAGCAACUGGAUUAGAAAAAUUAAAAGCUAUUUGGUCAGAUAGUGAUUUUGCAGCAGCAAUAACAAAUCUUACAUCAGACUCCUAUUUACGAUUAAGUUAUGAAUUAACACCUCGUGAAGAAUGUCUUGAUGAUUGGGAUUUUGUGGCAGUGAAUGAUUUUAAUACAAGUAUUCGUUGGUUUAAUGUUGACAAUCGCUCUAUAAUAGCAACUGUGAAACCACCCGUUGGAAAAAAAGCUUCAGCUCUAAAUAAAGCUAUAAAUUGGGUGUAUGGCGGAUAUGAACGCCGUAGUUCAAAACCAGUUGAUGAAAAUGAAUAUAAUAAAUUUCUUGAUUCCGAAGGACGUCUUAUAAAUGUAAAUGAAUUACGACAAGCAAUUUAUCAAGGCGGUAUUGAGUCAUCGAUUCGUAAAUUGAUAUGGGGUCAUCUAUUAAAUAUUUUCCCAAUAAAUAUGACUAGUUUGGAACGUAAUGAAUAUCUUAGAGAUGUAUCAAUUGAAUAUGAAAAACUCAAAGGACGAUGGAAAGAUAUGCAACAGCAUAAUGAAAAUAUUCGAACAACAAUGCGUGCUAUUCAUACAGAUGUUAUUCGUACUGAUAGAACAUGCAAAUUUUAUGCUACUUCUGAUGAUGCUAAUGUCAAUUCACAGUCCCUGUGCAAUAUUCUCACGACAUAUUGCAUCAAUCAUUCAAAUACUAUAUAUUGUCAAGGAAUGAAUGAGUAUGCUUCGGUUCUAUUAUAUGUAAUGCGUGAUGAACCAGUAGCUUAUCUAUGUUUUUGUUCAAUUAUGAGACGUAUCCGAGCCAAUUUUGCUACCGAUGGUGUAGCUAUAGCAACAAAGUUUCAUCAUCUUAAGUUACUUUUACAAGCUAUUGAUCCUGUCUAUUGGAAUUUUUUUGAAUCCUGUGAUGCAGUCAGCCUGUUUUUUACAUAUCGAUGGUUAUUACUUGAAUGUAAGCGGGAAUUUCCAUUUAAUGAAUCUUUUCGUACACUUGAAGUAAUGUGGGCCACAUUACCUAUUGCUAGUGAACCACCACCAUUGACUGAUAUGCCGUUAUUACCUUUAUUAUUUGAUAUAACAAUGCCUCAUAUUCAAUUUCCAAUAAUUUGUCGACCAUCACUUCAACGUCGAGCACUUAGCUGUCCACAAUUGUCAAUUAUCGAUGAAUCUUUCUCACGUAAAAAUAGAUUUCAUUCUUCUUCGUCAACUUAUGAUCAUAAUAAUGAUAAUGAACAAAUAUCAUCUAGUUUACAACAAGAAUACUAUUCUUGUAUAGAAAAUGAUCAAUAUCAAGGUUAUAAAUCUAACAAUGAUACUAACAAUAAUGAUAAUAAUAGGUCUAAUUCAGUGUCAUCAAAAUCACGAGAAAAAACAUUAGAAAAUUCAUUUUCACUUAGUGAAAUAUCAGAAUUUAAUUCCAAUAAUCUAUCAAGCUGUUCUGAUGAUAGCCGAAAAGUUAAUUAUGUUGGUUCUCAAUAUUCUUCAUCAAUAGAUUGGGUAGAACGCUUACCAAUGAAUUAUUCAAUAUGGCUCGAAGAGGAAAAUUUAUUUUUACUUUUUCUGUGCAUAUCUAUACUAUUAACUCAUCGUACUCAUCUAUUGAAACAAAAAGAUCUCGAUGAACAAGAUAUAUCGAUGCAUUUCGAUCGAUAUCGCCGUCGCCAUAAUGCUGAAAGAUUAUUAAAACAUGCACGAACUCUCUAUGGACAAUAUAUACAAUGGGCAAGAAAAAAACGUAUGCUAGAUGAUCUCAAUAGUUUUUCCGUUAGUUAA
Molecule: messenger RNA, 1986 nt
Organism: Rotaria socialis
Lineage: Eukaryota; Metazoa; Rotifera; Eurotatoria; Philodinida; Philodinidae
Source: the annotation of a GenBank genome assembly